AAAUAAGUCUUCAGAUUUGAAGUUUCAAAUUUUGGAUAUAAUUUGGAAAUGUUGGAAAAUGAGAUUUCGAUGGACAUACAGAGUUUAAAGGAGAGGGAAGAGACUCUGAUGCGUGAGAAAGAACAAAGUGAAAUAGAAUUUGGCAAGCAAAGAGCCAAAUUUAUGGAUCUUUUCAAACAAAAAGAAGGUCAUAUGAAUUAAACCUCAUCAAAGAAUCAAACUCCUCACUUGAAAAAAAAAAUGAAGAUUUGGAAUGUGAGAUCAAAAUGUUGAAAGAGAAAAUUGAUGAGAUGAAAAGUGAAAUGACCAUAGCUGAAGUGAACAAAGAUGAUGAAAUCACUCGAAUGCGACAAAAAUUUCACGAAGAAUCUGCAUCAUUUCAGCAUAUUUUAAAAGAAUCGAUCGAGCAGGCUAGACAGAAUGCUACGAUGAAGUUCGAGGAAGAGAAGCUGGAGUGGAUAAAAAAUAAUGACAAAAUCCAACAGGAACUCAAAGAACUAAAAAUGAAAUUAAGUCAUGAAAUUAGUGAAGGCCCGUUAUCAACGAUAGCAAAGACAUUUCAGAAGAAAAUUACUUCUGCAAAGAAAGAAGAAGAACCUGAGAACUUAGAGAACAGCAUGAAGAAGGCCCAAGAGGAUGUGGAAAUGUUGAAAUCAGUGGUGACGCCGUUGGAAGACGAGAUCAACAGUUUGAAGAAACAACUGCAAGAAAAAACGGAGCAACUCGAUCGUUAUUUGUCGCAGAGCACAACAACCACUGAUGCUUCUACGCCAGAUGCUUGUGGUGGUGGCGGUGGUGGUAGUGAUGAGGAAAGUGCAAAAAAUGAGGUUGUUGAAUUAAAGAAGAAUGUGCAUUCAGAGCGUGGAUCGCGUACAGACCUGGAGAUGUACGUCACCGUCCUGAACAUUCAGAAAGAUGUCCUCAAAGCUGAUUACGAUAGAAUCAAAGAACAACUUGAGACUGUGCAGAAGUUACUGAACAUGAACGUCCAGAGGCUGGAGUCUGUACUAACCGACGAGCAGCGAGAGAUGGUUGAAGACCUAAAAGCCAAAGACACGAAUAGAAUAAAGGUGGAGCAGAGGGUUGAGCAUUUGAGGCAGCUGAGAAUUAGAGAAGAGCUCGUGCACUCUUCCAGAAACAAACAAGAAUCAAUGUUGAACGACCUUCAACUUCCUCCAAGGUCACCUAUCGUGACCUCGACCUCAAAGGAACACCAACAGCAACAGCCACGAAAGCACGCAUACUCCAGCAAUCACGAAGAUGUCUUCGCUGACGAUCUAAACACAGUCAUACCUAGUCAGUCCUCCACGCCGUCAUCAUCUUCGCCGUCGCUGCAAUCCUCAUCAGGAGUAAAUAACGGCUAUGACGUCAUUGUCGUUCCGAAUAAUGACGUCACUGAUGACGUUGCUGCUCAUUCCAAACAACAGCAACAACAACAUUCUCAUGCAGGCAACCAUCAAAACAGUAGCAGUAGAGUUGUUAGCGACCUGGAGUGGCAGAAACUACAAAUUGAAGAAUCUGAGAAAAAAUUGAGCGGUCAGGUGAAAACGUUAAUUAAACACCUGGAUGUGGAGAGGCUAUCGCUUAAUAAACAGGGAGGUUACAUCAAAGAGUUAGAAGAUAGUUUGAGAACUGUCGUUGAAAAUUCCGAAAUGAACACACUGAGAAACAAGCUACAUGAGUCAGAGAAUUUCCUCAAGUCUUUCAAAGACAAUUUCGAAAGGAACAAAAUGGAACUCUACGACUGCUUGAAAAAUCUUGUUCAUGAUAGAGAACAAAUUCAAAGAGAGUUGACGAGACUGCAGAAUGAGAAUGACAGUCUGUUGGACAAGCACACAAAAAAGGCUCAAGAAAUGCAAGAGGAGUUUAUUAACUUUCCUAAUAAUCUCGAAGAGAUGCACUUGCUACUCUUGAGGUACAGGGAAGAUCUCAUCACGUGCAAAGUGACGCUGGAGCACAACACAGAGGUGCUCAGGAGCGAGAUUUCGUUCCUGAAGUCUAGGCUGGAAGCCGAGCAACAAGAAAGAAACAAUAUGGAGGAGACAUUGACGCAAGAGUUGAACGCUCACCGCCAACUCUCAUCCGAAUUAGAGAGUGAGAGAGUGAAGAGGAAGGAGGAGGAGAAAUUGAAGGCUGUGGCAGAGGAUCUGAUCGUCAAGAAUGCCAAGACAAUCGAGAACCUACAGUUCGAAGUUAAACAGCUGACAUCUGUGAAGGCCAAAAAUGACAAGUACAUACAAGAGUUGAAAGGUAAGAUCCACUCGCUGCAAGUCGAUCUCGACAACAGUGAAGAUGUCCAGAGGGAUUUCGUCAAACUGUCACAAACGUUGCAGAUUCAGCUGGAAAAGAUAAGAGCGGCGGAAACGGAAGUGAGAUGGCAACAUGAAGAUGACGUCAUUGAGUGCAGCAACUGCAAAGUUCACUUCAACGGUCAUAAUAAGAAAAAAAUCCAUUGCAAGCACUGUGGUCAGAUAUUUUGCGUCGAGUGCCUCUCUAAAACUGUCAACAGCGGUCCUAACAUGAGGCCUAAUAAGGUAUGUGACGUAUGCCACACAAUGCUAGUGAAAGAUGCUACUCCAUACUUCUCUGUUGAACAGUCGCAUACGCUUUCCUGAUUGGUCGAUUGAUUGUGUUGAUUAAUUGAUUGAUUGAUUAAAUGAUUGAUUGAUUGGUUGAUUGUUCGUCAGUCAAAUUAGUUUAAAUAAACUUACUAAAAUAGAUGUUGUCACUUUUGUAUGAAGGCUUGAACGUUACAACUACUCCGUAUUUACGUGUACUUAAAUUUAAUUAUUUUUAAAUUAAUUAUCAUUUAUAUUAUAUCAAUAAUUAUAACAAUAAUUAUAACUGUUAUUAUUACAUUAAAUGUUUAUAUAAUUUACCGUAAGUUUAAUUUUUUUUCCUAGUAAACAUUUGUUGGUUUCUAAAAUUUGCUCAUACGUAUUUCGAAUAUAUACCGCUAAGGUUUAGCAUUUAAUGAAAAUGUCUGUAAAUAAAUAACUAUAAAAAUAUUUAA
This is a messenger RNA of Helobdella robusta, 3013 nucleotides long. RefSeq lists its product as hypothetical. The record is from RefSeq and is a predicted model, not a curated record. Gene Ontology annotation, biological process: endocytosis. Gene Ontology annotation, cellular component: intracellular membrane-bounded organelle. Bases 267 to 2615 code for a protein of 782 amino acids. Gene Ontology annotation, molecular function: metal ion binding; GTPase activator activity; growth factor activity. Lineage: Eukaryota; Metazoa; Annelida; Clitellata; Rhynchobdellida; Glossiphoniidae. The transcript is spliced from 23 exons.